UCUUUUGGGACCUCAUAAUGAAUCAAGAAAUGGAUCACACUUCUCCCACAUCUCAAGACACUGAUCAUGAUUCCACAAAUGCUGCCCUCAAGCUGCAAAAGGUUUACCGGAGUUAUCGUACCCGUCGUAGAUUGGCAGAUUCUGUACUUGCAGCUGAAGAGCUCUGGUGGCAAGCGAUAGAAUACGCUCGUCUCAACCAUAGCACGACGGCUUUCUUCAACUUCAUACACCCUGAAAAACCAUCUUCGCGGUGGAGCAGGAUCAGUUGGAAUGCUUCCAAGGUAGGGAAGGGGUUAGUCAAGGAUGCCAAGGCUCAAAAGUUGGCCUUCCAGCAUUGGAUUGAAGCUAUUGAUCCAAGGCAUCGAUAUGGUCACAAUUUGAGCAUAUAUUUUGACGAGUGGUGUAGAAGACAGACACAGCAACCAUAUUUCUACUGGCUGGAUAUCGGAGAUGGGAAAACGGUUGAUCUUGAUGAGUGCCCGCGAUCAAGACUUAACCAAGAAUGCAUCAACUAUUUAGGACCUCAAGAGCGAGAAUGCUACGAGUACAAAAUAGUAGAAGGAAAGUUCAUCCACAAGCAAACUGGAAAUGCUCUUGACACAAAGGAGCAGACAUCAGGCUCGAAAUGGAUAUUUGUGAUGAGCGUGUGCAACAAAUUGUACGCUGGAGAGAAAAGGAAGGGAAUGUUUCACCAUUCGAGUUUCCUAGCAGGUGGUGUGACUCUAGCAGCCGGAAGGCUCGUUGUAGAAUGUGGAAAGCUUAAGUCUGUAUCAGCUUAUAGUGGGCAUUACCGGCCAACAGACGAGAACCUCAGCAUCUUCCUCGCGUUCCUGCAGAAGAGUGGCGUUAAACUCGAGGACGUUAAGGCAGGUAACUUUCGUUACAGAAACCAACAGAGCUAUGAUGCUGAAAACUUAGUCCAUGAGAAACACAACUCAUUAAGGUGAAGUCUUAAACAGAUAUGAAGAAGCAAGGAUGAGAGUGAAACACAGCAAAACUGCCAUGAUAGAGCUGAUUCACGACGCGUUGCUUUACGUUCAGGGUCAUGAUCCAUCUAGACUCUACAUUACUGAUUAGGACAACCAUGUUAUGUUAAUGAUUUUCCUAGUCAAAACCCAACCCUGUGUAUGAUUGUUUUGGGGCAUAUAGAUAUAGCCCCCAAUUGGUAUUAGAGAAACACCAUCAUCAUACCAAUCCACAGUUUCAAUUUCUUAAAUAAAAGAGAAACAUCAUUCUUGUGAUACAUGAAGAAAA
Salvia splendens (bonfire salvia) is the source of this 1254-nucleotide messenger RNA. RefSeq names its product IQ domain-containing protein IQM3. NCBI's taxonomy places the organism in Eukaryota, Viridiplantae, Streptophyta, Magnoliopsida, Lamiales, Lamiaceae. The record is from RefSeq and is a predicted model, not a curated record. The transcript is spliced from 10 exons. The coding region runs from base 18 to 947 and encodes 309 amino acids.